Messenger RNA from Quercus robur (English oak), 929 nucleotides. RefSeq lists its product as uncharacterized. The record is from RefSeq and is a predicted model, not a curated record. The transcript has a single exon. Bases 191 to 688 code for a protein of 165 amino acids. Lineage: Eukaryota; Viridiplantae; Streptophyta; Magnoliopsida; Fagales; Fagaceae.
AACUUUGUAGGUACGUUUUUAAACCGAUUUUGGUUGAAGAUAAUCAAAGGAAUCCAAUAAACAAUCUACCUUUUGAGGACAAGUGAAGCCCAUACAAAUGAUUUGAGCACAUGGGACUUGGCCAACAUCUUAAUUUUCACUCCUGAAAUAUGCUGUUUCGUUUUGAGUCUCCCCACAUAAGAAUAAACUCAUGCUUGGAAAACCUCACCCUCUUUUUAUAUAUCCUCAAUUCCUCAACAACCAAACGACACCCAUCAUAGCAUUUCACUUCCCGGAGGAGUCAAAGGGAGAGAAAUACAAUACAAUGCUCAGGCCUCAAAGAGAGAGCUUUGUCAUACAAGUAACAAGUAGUUGUGAAGCUCUUCAUCAUCAAAACCCUCAAGCUGGCAGUACUGUCUCUCCCAAGUUAAACUUUUCAGCAAUGAAACUCUUUAAUCGUUUCCGUAAGAUUCUCAUGCGACUGUUAUUUUCACUUCCCUCUCGUGGGUCCUCAGCUUCAUCAACAGGAAUGGCUAAUUCGGGACCUAAAAAUUGUGACAAAUUUGAGCCACCAAAGACCUCAUGCAGCUCAUAUUACUCGUCUCACUCGCAUUACAACGAGGCCAUUGCUGACUGCAUUGAGUUCUUCAACAAGUCAUCCUCGCAGGAAGGGAUUUUGGAUGGUUGUAAUUCCGAUGUUAUGGUUUGACUUGACAUGCUUAAUUUGAUGAAAUAAUAUUGUUUACCAUGUUUCAGUUUUCUUUUUUGUCUUAUUAAUUGCUUUGGUUCUAAGAGCAUAUUCAUACAGAGAAUGGAAAUUAAUAUGACUUCAGUGUUUUAAUUUGCUGUUUUAUCUGCUAACUAUUAUCUUCUUUUCACCUAGAUUAGAUUAGAGAGGUUUCAUGUUUGCUAUGUUGUAAACUGAUGAUUGAUAAAAGUAACCUUUUGAA